UCCCUCCCUCUGCUCGUGUGUGCUCGCCGUGCCCAGAUAAAUCACUCCCCCUCCGGAUAACCUGCACCGCUGAGGGGCCGCUCUCUGCAGACCAGAGCGAAGACCAGAGCGAGGAGGGAACCACUAUCCGCUGCUCCGGGGACUCUUUUCAUUCCGUGUCCCGUGAACUGACAUCGGACGCAGGCAGCUUUUUGUUCAGUUUUAGUGUUUUUUCCCUCCACGAUGGCCGGUAGCACCAUAACUCGGGUGCUUGUGGCUCUGUGCAUCGGGAGCGUGGUUAACUGUAUGCCCAACAGGACGCAGAAAAGCCGGCGGCAAGCGCAGCAGCAUCACGUCUCCUCCGUAUCUCAAGAGGGCUGCAUGGAAAAUGGUCACUUUUAUGGCGUCAAUGACCAGUGGGAACGGCCAUACCUGGGCAGCAUGCUGGUCUGCACAUGCCAAGGAGUCGCUGGGAUUAAAUGCACAAGUAAACCAGAUGAAGAAGAAAGGUGUUUUGACAAGAUAAACCAGCGCUCCUACACUGUUGGAGAAACUUACGAGAGACCCAAGGACGGCAUGAUCUGGGACUGUACCUGCAUCGGCUCUGGAAGAGGCAAGAUUAGCACAAUUGCCAAUCGCUGCCAUGAGGGCGGAGCUUCUUAUAAGAUAGGGGACACCUGGAGAAGACCUCACGAAACCGGAGGAUACAUGUUGGAGUGUGACUGUUUGGGCAAUGGGAAAGGAGAAUGGACUUGCAAACCAGUUGCUGAGCGUUGCUAUGACAACAGUGCCGGGACGUCUUAUGUAGUGGGUGAAACAUGGGAGAAGCCGUACCAGGGCUGGAUGGUGGUGGACUGCACCUGUAUGGGAGAGGGCAGUGGACGAAUCACAUGUACCUCAAGAAACCGCUGUAAUGACCAGGAUACCCUGUCCUCUUACCGCAUUGGAGACACUUGGACCAAAACAGACGCGAGGGGCAACCUGCUUCAGUGCCUGUGCACUGGGAAUGGGAGGGGAGAGUGGAAGUGUGAGAGACAUGCCUCGCUUCACACCACCGGACUGGGCACUGGCUCUCGCGUGAUCACAAACAUCCAGCCGGUGGUCUACCAGCCGGCAGUCCCUGAACUACCUCAGGAGGGGCCCUGCAGGUCGGACGCUGGGCUGUAUUAUUUCAUUGGACAGAGAUGGAUCAAGAACCAGGGAACCAAACAAAUGCUCUGCACCUGCCUCGGCAACGGCAUCAGCUGUGAACAAUGGGAUGGACCUGCUGCUGUCUAUGGAGGUAAUUCUGGUGGGCAGCCCUGUGUUUUCCCGUUCGUUUACAAAGGAAAGACUUACCACACCUGCACCUCGGACGGACGCAGUGAUGGACAGCUCUGGUGUUCCACUUCAUCUGACUUUGAGACCGAACAAAAAUACUCUUUCUGUACUGAACAAAAUGCCAUUGUGACGACCAGGGGAGGUAACUCCAAUGGCGCCCUGUGUCAGUUCCCUUACAUCUAUAAUGGACGGAACUAUUCGGAUUGUACUUCUGACGGGAGGAGAGACGGGAUGAAGUGGUGCGGCACGACAACAGACUACGAUGCUGAGCAGAGAUUUGGAUUCUGCCCCAUGGCUGCUCAUGAAGAGGUCUGCACCACAACUGAAGGGGCGAUGUACAGAGUGGGCGACCAGUGGGACAGGCGCCAUGACGUCCUGGGACACAUGAUGAGGUGUACCUGUGUUGGAAAUGGGAGAGGAGAGUGGAGCUGUGUCGCCUAUUCUCAACUCAAAGAUCAGUGUAUUGUGGAUGGCUUGACCUAUGAGGUGAACCAGACUUUUACCAAACAACAUGAGGAGGGCUACACAAUGAACUGCACCUGCUUCGGACAGGGGCGCGGUCGAUGGAAGUGUGACGCAAUUGACCAGUGCCAGGAGCCAGAGACCAGAGCUUUCUAUCAGAUUGGGGAGUCAUGGGACAAAGUCAUCCACGGAGUCAUGUACAAGUGUUAUUGCUAUGGCAACGGUCUCGGAGAGCUGAGUUGUGAGCCCCAGCAGUCCUACCCAGGUGGUACCCGUCCUGUACAAGUUAUCAUCACCGAAUCUGGAAACCAACCCAACUCUCACCCCAUCCAGUGGAACGCCCCUGCCUCUGCCCACAUCACUCAAUAUGUCCUCAAGUGGAGAGCUAAAAACAGCCCCAACCCAUGGAGGGAGGUGAUCAUCCCGGGCCAUCUGAACUCAUACACCAUCUCUGGUCUGAAGCCUGGAGUAACGUACGAGGGUCAGCUGAUCAGCGUGCUUCGAUUCGGACGGCGUGAGGUCACACGAUUCGACUUCACCACCACCUACGGGUCAUUGGCCACAUCUCAUGGAGAGACCUCCCCUCCUCCUCCAGUUGUGGAUAUUUUGGAGUCCGUCACUGAAAUUACCUCCAGCAGUUUCGUCAUCUCUUGGGUCUCUGCCUCUGACACAGUUUCUGGGUUCAGAGUGGAAUAUGAGCUCAAUGAACAGGGACAAGGCACUGGGCAGCCAAUCGUGUUAGAACUGCCACGUACAGCCACAUCAGUGAACAUCAAUGAGCUUCUGCCUGGGAGGAAAUACACUGUCAAUGUCUAUGAAGUCACUGACGGAGGAGAAGACAACCUCAUCCUCACCACUUCACAAACUACAGCUCCUGAUGCUCCUGUUGACCAUGAAGUUGACGAAGUUGGAGAGACCUCUAUCGUCAUCAGCUGGGAUAAGCCUCUUGCUCCUAUCACUGGUUACCGGGUUGUGUACACCCCUUCAGUGGAGGGAGAGAGCACAGAGCUGACCCUCUCUGACACAGUGACCUCUGUCACCCUAAGUGACCUUCGACCCGGUCUGCUGUACAACAUCAGUAUCUACGCCGUGGAGGGCAGUCUGGAGAGCGAGCCUGUGUUUGUACAGGUCAACACGGCCGGAGAACCACAGCCAGAUGAAGUAGAAUCUCCUACUGACCUGCAGUUCUUCGAGGUGUCCGAUAAGAAAAUAGUUCUGACCUGGACAGGCCCAGCUGUGGAUGUUUCUGGGUACAGGGUGACCGUUGUCCCUGUGGAUGAGUCUGGGACCCCCCAAACAGAGAUGACCCUCCCUGUGAGCCAAAACUCCUACAUCGAAGUCACUCACCUUGAACCAGGAACGAACUAUCGCUUCAACGUCUACUCUAUCAACAAUGGAGAGGAGAGUGUGCCCCUGGUUGGAGAGCAGCUGACCAAGCCAGAUGCCCCGACAGACAUCCACUUCAUGAACGUCACAGAGGACAGUGCUGUGAUUCUGUGGUACGCACCUCGAGCCAAAGUCACCGGGUACCGCUUGUUCCUCACGGUCGAAGGUUCCACUCCCAAACAGCUCAAACUCCCAGCUCGCCUCACCCAGUACACCCUGCUCAACCUGAAGCCAGAUACAGAGUACACGGCCACACUGCACUCAGAGAUAGAUAAUACUCUGAGUGAGGGAGAGUCUGCUGUCUUUACCACCACUCCUCCAAUGGGUAACGCCCCUCAGUUCAACACAGAUGUAACUGACACCUCCAUCGUUGUCUCCUGGACUCCUAUUCCACGCAUCGGAUACAAGUUGACGGUGCGCCCCAGUCAGGGAGGAGAGGCUCCACGGGACGUGACCUCUGACUCAGGAAGUAUCUACAUUUCCGGUCUGACCCCUGGAGUGGAGUACACCUACAGCGUUCAGCCAGUAUUAAACGGACAGGAACAAGGCACCCCCAUCACAAAAAGAGUGGUUACACCUCUGUCUCCCCCCACUGAUUUGAACCUGAAGUCUAAUCCAGGGUCAGGAGAGGUCACUGUGCAAUGGACCAGCACUGAUGCACCAGACAUAACCGGCUACAGAGUGAUGUGCACUCCCACAAACAGCCAGCAGGGAAACAGCAUAGAGGAGUUUGUUAAGGCUGGGCAGACUUCAUGCACUUUGGAUAACCUCAGUCCAGGCAUCGAGUACAACAUCAGCGUGGUCACUGUGAAAGGCGAUAUGGAGAGCACCCCCAUCUACACCACUGUUACGCCCGAAAUCCCACAGUUGACAGACCUGACUUUUGAUGAUGUUGGGGAUACGACCAUUAGCCUGCGCUGGUCCCCUCACAACACUACAGCUAUCACUGGUUAUAAAAUUACAGUGGUAGCAGCUGGAGAGAGUGUGCCCAUAUUUGAGGAUAUGGUUCAGCCCAGUACUGGCUUUUACACGGUCUAUGGACUGGAGCCUGGUAUUGACUAUGACAUCAGUGUGAUCACUAUGACUGAGCACGGAGAGAGUGAGCCCACAACGCUGACUCAACAUACAUCUGUACCAGCUCCGACUGAUUUGACUUUUGGACAAUCUGGACCAAAUACAAUUCACGUCUCAUGGGUUGCUCCUCAUGUGCCAAAUAGUGCAGACAUCAAUAGCUACUUGAUCAGGUAUCACCCCAUUGACGAUGAAGAUGACAACACAGAGACCAGUGUUGGGGGUGAUGAGAAUAGUGUAGUGCUGAAGCAUUUGCUGCCAAACACAGAGUAUCUGGUCAGUGUGGUGUGUGUCUAUGAGCAAAGAGAGAGCUCACCUGUUGUCGGCACCAUGAAAACAGCCUUGGACUCCCCUGCGGGUCUGCGUUUCUCUGAGAUCUACACCACCUCCUUCACCAUCCAUUGGCUGCCCCCUCAGAGCAGGAUCACAGGCUACAGAAUCCGCUACCAAAUGUCCACCGGAGGGCGCACAAAGGAGGAGAGAUUGCCCCCAUCUCGAAACCACUUUACCAUCACUGGACUGGCCCCAGACACUGAAUACAUCGUCAACAUCACUGCAGUCAAUGGAAUACGGGAGAGCAUUCCUAUUAGUGGAAAGCAAAAGACAAUUUCUGAUGCUCCCACAGACCUGACAGUUUUGGAUUCCACUCCUACAAGCAUUACUGUGCGCUGGGACGCCCCUCCUGUCACUGUGCGGUACUACAGGAUCACACAUGGAGAGACUGGUGGCCACAGUAACCCCAAAGAGUUCACUGUUUCUGGUUCUCAGUCCACGGCCACCAUCAGUAAUCUGAACCCAGGUACUGACUACACCAUCACUGUGUACGCUGUGACAGGAAGAGGAGACAGCCCCGCCUCCUCCACUCCCAUCUAUGUCACGCACAAAACAGGUGUUGACUCUCCCUCAGACAUGGAAGUGAAGGAAGUGAAUGACAACAGUGUAACAGUCAGGUGGAGUCCAGCCCAGGGGCCCAUCAAGGGAUACAGAGUUACAGGGGUUCCACGAAACGGACAAGGCCCCAGCUUUACUGAAGUGGUUGCUCCAGACCAAACAGAGAUUACCUUCCAUGGCCUGAUGCCUUCUUCAGAGUAUGUUGUGAGUGUGUCUGCCCUGGGACAAGAUGGUGAAAGCUCCCCUGUGGUGGUGAAUGCUUUAACUGAGCUUGAUCGUCCCAAAGAUUUGAGCUUCUCCGAUGUGGACUCCACCUCCCUGCGCAUCUCUUGGGACAGUCCGGAGGGCAUUGUCACCUCCUAUAGAAUCCUUUACGCCAGUUCAGAGGAAGGGGAGAGAGAGCUGUACCCCGCCCCCAGAGGAGAUGCUGAGUCUGCUGUCAUCUAUGGACUUCAGCCCGGCACUGAGUACACAGUCAAAGUCAUCGCGUUGCAUGAUGAUACAGAGAGCACACCUGUGAUUGGAGUGCAGGCUACACCCAUCUCUCCUCCCACCAACCUCCAGUUCUCCCAAGUGGGACCCACCUCUUUCACCAUUAGCUGGUCUGGGACAGGACAGGAGAACAGGCUCGGGGGAGUGACCAGACUGACCGGGUACCGUGUGGUGGUCAACCCGAAAAACAAGAACGGACCCACCAAAGAGCUGAAUCUAGCCCCCGAUACUACACAGGCUCACAUCUCUGGACUCAUGAUCGCAACUACAUAUGAUGUCCAUGUUUACGCUCUGAAAGACUCCCUGACCAGCCGAGCAGUCCAAGGAGAGGUCACCACUGUGGAGAACAUCAGCCCUCCCCGUCGUCUGCGUAUCUCUGAUGUUAACGACUCUGCCAUCACCCUGACCUGGCGCUCCAAAACAGAAACCAUCUCCGGAUUCUUCAUCGAGGUCACUCCAAUCUCCACUUCUUCGUUUUCUCCCAUCCAGAAGACCAUCGGAGCGGACUCACGGUCAUACAGCAUCACUGGUCUUGAGCCUGGGACGGCUUACAAGAUCAACAUCUACACACUAAAAGGAAAUGGACGCAGUGCUCCUCUAACACUGACAGCCACCACAGCUAAACCAGUUGUGAUCCCACCCACGGACAUUCGCUUCAUCUCCUUGAACCCCACCAGUAUCUCCUUCACCUGGGAGCCGUCCCGGAGUCCAGGGGUCACCGGGUACUAUGUGACCUACGAGGAGGUCGGAGGACUGCCCCGAGAACUCACCCCCCGCCCACAUGAGGGGCAGAGCUAUGCCACUAUCAAUGGGCUGAAACCUGGUACUUCCUACGUCAUCAAGAUUGUUGCUCUGCAGAAUUCUUUGAGAAGUUCACCUCUUGAGGGCAAAGCCAAAACCCAGCCUGCCCCAGAUCAGGUGCUUGUUCCUGAACUACCUCAACUUCCUGUUCCUCACCGACCCACCAGUGACAUCCUGGACGUCCCAGAGACCUUCAACGAAAAACUAAGUUUUGACUCCAACCAUGUGCAUUUGGCCGGCACCAGUGGACAAAGUCAGCCAGGCCAGCAGGGGCAGCACAUUUACACAGAGUAUCAGAGUCUUGGACCAAACACUGGAAUUAAUGGACUUUUUAAUGGGCCCAAAGAGGGACAGAGACCAACAUUCAGAGAGCCACUCGUCUAUAUCCCCAUGCCUGGGCCUGAUGGCAACAGAGUACCACUGGUCAAGGUGAGCGACGGCCCACUGCCCGGCCUUGCGUUUGGAUUCCCUGAUAAUGAAACCGAAAUUCCCCAAGAAGCUCAGACCAUCACCACCCUGUCCUGGCAGCCCAUCCCCCACACCACCGAAUAUGAGGUGUCCUGUAACCCCCUCACUCACCUGGAGGAGAGGGGCUUCCAGAUGCGACUUCCUGGUACCUCAAACAGUGCUACUCUGAUUGGUCUGACCUCUGGAGCGUCCUAUAAUGUUGUGGUGGAAGCCAUGAAGGGCGGAGCUAAAGAGAAGGUCCUGGAGGAAGUAGUAACCGUUGGCAAUGCAGUUCCUGGAGAUCUCCCCCUGACCACCACCCCUCAGGACGUGUGCUAUGACACCUUCACCCACACCUAUCACGAGGUGGGGUCCGAGUGGGAGCGCAUGUCCGAAACAGGCUUCAAACUGUGGUGUCGCUGCAUUGGCCUGGGCAGUGGGCACUUCAGAUGUGACUCCUCAAAGUGGUGUCAUGACAAUGGAAAUAACUACCGUAUUGGAGAGAAAUGGGAUCGUCGUGCAGAGAAUGGACACAUGAUGAGCUGCACUUGUCUAGGCAAUGGAAAAGGAGAAUUCAAAUGUGAACCACAUGAGUCAACGUGUUACGAUGAUGGAAAGAUGUACCAAGUUGGAAACCAGUGGCAGAAGGAGUAUCUUGGUGCCAUCUGCACAUGCACAUGCUAUGGAGGACAGCAGGGAUGGCGCUGUGAGAACUGCAGGAGACCAGGUGUCAACACAGAAGUAGAGGCUGAUUUGCUUCAGCCUGUUCACACAGAUGUCUUUGACCGGUACAGAGAAAACGCUCUACGAAAACUGAACAUCCACUGUCCGAUUGAAUGUUUGAGACCAGAGCUUCUCGCAGACGCACAGAGCCCAUCCAAAAAGUGACGAAGCAAUGACGAAGACUAACAACACCCAACACUGUCCAAACCACUUCACGAAGGAAAACUCAUGGUGCUUUUAUUCAAAUAGGAGCUUACUUUUGCCUUAUAAAGGUUUUCCCCUUUUCACAUAAUGUAGUGCCUUAUCACCAACCUGUGCCUUCUGAAAUGCAUUUUCUGGCCUUGUGCCUUGGCCAAGAUGUUGUAAAAUUAAAACAUGAUUUUCUAAGAGCACAAACUUGCUGCUUUCUACAGACUGCAUUUGUUUCAUGACACACCACUAUGUAAAUUAAUAAACCUUUGCAUAAUAUUUCCCUCUAUUUAGCCUAUAGAAUAUUUUUGUGAUACAUUUUGUUUGAUUGGCAAUAGAUUUUGAAAUAUUUUUAUGUGAUUUUUUUCCCCCCUCCAAUUUCUUAACAUAGGCUUUAUCUGUAUGUUGUCAGUUGUAUUUUUUAUAGAAAGUAAGCACUGAUGCCUUGGAAUUAGUGUUAAAUAUUACAGACUAGUAUUACAGUGCCUCACCAUUUCAGUAUAUUUGUUUUUCUGCCAUCUGCUGGUUUAAAAAAAUAUUGUCUGUAAAAUCAAUGAGACCAAAGAUGACCAAAGACAGACUGGUAUAAAUAUUUUCAUUGUUUUGGAAAUGCGUUACAUGAGUUUUAAAAGAAAUGUAUGUUUUCUUUUAUUCUUUGUUUUAUUUAUCCCGCUUAUCCAGCAUUUGUUUAAUGCUAAUUUGGGGUGUACACUUUAUUUUUUAAACUUGUUUUGUAUUGUUGGUGCCAAACUCUGAACUACUGUGGAUUGAAACUUUUUAAUAAACAGAACAAAAUCCAAA
Boleophthalmus pectinirostris (great blue-spotted mudskipper) is the source of this 8562-nucleotide messenger RNA. RefSeq names its product fibronectin 1a (gene fn1a). Gene Ontology annotation, cellular component: extracellular region. NCBI's taxonomy places the organism in Eukaryota, Metazoa, Chordata, Actinopteri, Gobiiformes, Gobiidae. The record is from RefSeq and is a predicted model, not a curated record. Gene Ontology annotation, molecular function: protein binding. Bases 223 to 7737 code for a protein of 2504 amino acids. The transcript is spliced from 49 exons.